AUGCCAUGGGGCAACAUACCAAGGCCCCGGUCUCGAUGCGGUGCCUGCGUAGUCUUAAAUAGAGGAUGCAAUUCACAAUGCAUCUUUGCUCCUUACUUCCAUGGUGAGGAUGGUAUUGCUCAUUUUGUCGCCAUCCGCGAUGUUUUUACUGUUAAGAAUGUUGUCAACCUCCUAGCUCCGCUUCCAAUCAACGGCCGAUUUUGGGCUUCCGAUACACUCCUCUUUGAAGCUCAAGCCCGGCUUCAAGAUCCUGUCUAUGGCUGUGUAUCUCACAUUCUCACCCUUCAGCAGCAGGUUAGUGAGUUGCAAGCUUAUCGAGCUUACUUGCAAGAUUUACUAUUUGCAUAUUAUUCUUCACAUCCCCAGCCUGCUCCUCAACCUAAUCAAAACCUGAGCUGGAAUUUCGAUCUUCCUAUCAUUCUAGAGGAUGCCCCUUAUCCUGGUUUCUCAGAGGUUACUCUUCCACCUUUCCCUGGUGAAGCUAGCAACAGCCAGAUGCCACCCGCAGAUGACAUCGAUGAGCUGGGAGCUGUUGUGUUUGGCAACUGUUGUCCUCACUGA
Molecule: messenger RNA, 561 nt
Organism: Diospyros lotus (date-plum)
Lineage: Eukaryota; Viridiplantae; Streptophyta; Magnoliopsida; Ericales; Ebenaceae
Product: LOB domain-containing protein 18-like
Exons: 1
Coding region: 1-561 (186 amino acids)
Biological process (GO): hormone-mediated signaling pathway; positive regulation of DNA-templated transcription
Cellular component (GO): nucleus
Source: RefSeq, a predicted model, not a curated record